Molecule: messenger RNA, 1624 nt
Organism: Drosophila willistoni
Lineage: Eukaryota; Metazoa; Arthropoda; Insecta; Diptera; Drosophilidae
Gene: Adgf-D
Product: adenosine deaminase 2
Exons: 6
Coding region: 97-1599 (500 amino acids)
Biological process (GO): adenosine catabolic process; inosine biosynthetic process
Molecular function (GO): adenosine deaminase activity
Source: RefSeq, a predicted model, not a curated record
GUCGAGCACCGUCACUUAAAAACAAUAUACGACGUGUUCUUUUUGUGUGAGUUUGUUUGUUUUUUUUUUGUUGGAGAAGGAAGGAAGUGAAAACAAAUGUUGCUGUUGAAACUAUUGUUGUGUUUAUGGUUUCUAUUGCUAGAUGGAUUACAUGGCGCAGAGUUACCCUAUGAAACACUGCGCGAACGGAUUAUGGACACUGAACGAAAAGCCUCGCUGGGCGGCAAUAUGUGGCUAACAUCUGAUGAGGAAAAGGCCAAUAGCAUUCUAAUGAAUGCCAAACGUGCCGAAAUUGCCGAAGGCUUAAAAAAUCCUGAGAAAUAUCCACCAGCCAUGCAUUUCUUUCAGGGCAAACAAUUUGUGCGACAGAGUGAAGUGUUUCGUUUUAUUCAGAAGAUGCCAAAAGGCGCCUUUUUGCAUGGCCACAAUACAGGAAUGGUCAGUUCAAGAUGGAUAGUGGGAAAUCUAACAACGACCAGCAAUUUGUAUACUUGCCGGGAUGUAAGAGGACUACUGAUAUUCACCUACGAUCAGUCUAGAUGUCACAGCGAGGUGCAAAAUGUGUGUACGGAGCGUAUCAAUGCCGAGGAUCGGGAUAAAUAUGAACGUCAACUGGAAAGGCACAUCAAUAUGCAUUGUUCUCGGCCAGAGGCUCUUUUGCGAAAUCGUACAAAAAUCUGGGAACGUUUCGAAAACAUUUUCACAACUGUCGAUCGUCUAUAUAAAUAUCGACCAACCUAUUGUGCCUAUCAUAAGAGACUUCUCGAGGAAUUGUGUGAGGAUAAUAUUAUAUAUGCCGAAGUUAGAGCAUCUCUAUCACCCCUGUAUGAUGACAACAAUCGCACAUACAGCACACUGGAAGUGGCCAAUGAACUGGAACGCAUUGUCGAGGAGUUUAAGGCAAAGCAUCAUGAUUUUGUGGGUCUAAAAGUGAUCUAUGCCAAACGCAAUCGAGCCAGUGAAGAGGAAAUGGCCAGAAGAAUCACCACAUUUAAACAGCUGCAUCAUGCCAAACCAAACUUUGUGAUAGGCUUCGAUUUAAUUGGUCAAGAGGAUACGGGAGAUCGUAUAAAAAAACAUGUCAAUGAGUUAUCAAAUUUUCCCAGCACGGCCAACUAUUUCUUUCACGCCGGCGAGACAAAUUGGAAUGGUGUCAGUGAUUGGAAUAUGAUGGAUGCCAUACUCUUGAAUACCAAACGAAUUGGUCAUGCCUUUGCCUUGCCCAAGCACCCGCAACUUUGGGCCACCAUCAAAAGACGCAAUAUAGCCAUUGAGGUUAAUCCGAUAUCCAAUCAGGUUUUGGGCUUCGUCUGGGAUCUAAGAAAUCAUCCGGCUAGUUUUCUAAUAGCUGAAAACUUUCCAAUUGUGAUAUCAGCCGAUGAUCCCGGCACUUGGGGAGCCAAAGGUUUAAGCUAUGAUUUCUACUAUGCCUUCAUGGCUUUGGCUCCAGCGGAGGCGGAUCUGCGAUUCCUAAAACAAUUGGCCCUGAAUUCCAUAGAGUAUGCCGUGCUCACACCAGAUGAAAGGCGAAAAAUCAAUCGUGUAUUCCAAAGGAAGUGGCAAGAGUUCAUUGCCAAUGUAUUGAAUCCAAAAUACUAAGUGAAAUAUAUGCUAAAACUACUUA